CCUCCAGUAAAGUCUCCACCAAAACCAUAUUACUAUAAAUCUCCUCCACCACCUUCCCCAUCCCCUCCACCACCAUACUAUUACAAGUCUCCUCCACCACCAUCUCCUUCACCACCUCCACCUUACUAUUAUAAGUCUCCACCACCACCCUCACCAUCUCCUCUACCUCCUUACUACUACAAGUCUCCACCACCUCCUCCACAUUAUGUCUCACCACCAUAUUACUAUAAAUCUCCACCACCACCAGCUAAAUCUCCUCCUUACUACUACAAUUCUCCCCCACCACCAGCUCCUCAUUAUCCUGCCCCUCACCCUUAUCCCCACCACCAUCCACUCAUAGUCAAGGUGGUUGGUAAAGUUUACUGCUACAGAUGCUAUGACUGGGGAUAUCCAGUGAAGUCACACGACAAGAAACAUCUCAAAGGUGCUGUUGUGGAAGUAACUUGCAAUGUCGGUGAAAAGAAGGUUAAGGCUUAUGGAAAAACCAAGAUCAAUGGAAAAUUCAGCAUCACAGUUGAAGGAUUUGACUAUGCCAAAUAUGGAGCCGAGGCAUGCAAGGCCAAGCUCCACGCCGCACCCAUGGGCUCACCAUGCAACAUUCCCACCAGUCUACACUGGGGCAACAAGGGUGCUAAGCUCAAGGUGAAGUCAAAGACCGAGGACGAGGUUGUGCUCAAGGCUAAGCCAUUUGCCUAUGCUCCAAAGACUCCUUACAAGGAGUGUGAAAAGCCGAAGCCAAAGCCCAAGCCUCCAACUCCGUACUACUAUACUUCUCCACCACCACCUACACCCGCUUAUAUCUACAAAUCACCACCUCCUCCACCACCAACAUACAUCUACAAGUCACCACCACCUCCAUCCCACCCAUACAAGCCACCAACUGAGCCACACAAACCACCACCAUACUAUUACAAAUCUCCACCUCCACCAUCACCCACCUACAUUUAUAAGUCACCACCCCCACCAACCCCCACUUACGUUUACAAAUCACCACCACCUCCAUCUCACCCAUACAAGCCACCAACUGAGCCAUACAAACCACCACCAUACUACUACAAGUCCCCACCGAGGGGAAAAGGAAAUAAAAUAAAAAAACCAAAAGAAUUGGCCAUAGCCCAAGUGAAGCAGGUGAACCAGCUAUUUGCAGCAGCUGGGAAGUCGUCAUCAUCAUCAUCAUCAGCUUGCCUCUCACUCUCCCAUUGGAAGCCUACAACUGACAAGUCAAAAGUUGACAGAGAGGGAAAGACAAAGAGAGAGAGAGUCCCCCCCAAGCCCACAUGGAGAACAAUUCCUUCUCCCAUGGCAGCUACUUUGAUAUAUUCCAUGGAGUGUCCAACUCGUUAUCCUACAAAAAGGGUCCCAUCAUGGCGAAAUAAAGCCUCCAAAUGCUCACAAUGCUCCACCAGCAAUAAUGCAUAUUGUUUCUACUGA
Messenger RNA from Theobroma umbraticum, 1431 nucleotides. Its product is annotated as Proline-rich extensin-like family protein. The record is from RefSeq and is a predicted model, not a curated record. NCBI's taxonomy places the organism in Eukaryota, Viridiplantae, Streptophyta, Magnoliopsida, Malvales, Malvaceae.